UGGGCAGUCGCGCGCACUCCCGCCGGGCACGCCGCGCCACGCCGCCGCUAUAAACAAAUCAUACCCUACUGACAGAAACACAUUUAUUGUUCAAUGAAAACUAGUUGAAGCCUACUCGCUGGUGCCGCCGAUCGCUACGAUUGAUUGCGAGGCGCAGUGAAUUAUAAAUCUAGACGACCGGCCGCAAUGAAUUUAGACAAUAAUAAAGCUAGGUUAAAAGCUAUGCUAUUUGGAUGUUUGCAGUGAAAGGAGCCGUUGUAAGUGGCGAGUCGGUGUGUAACUGUGCUGCGGUCAUUUUGUAUUAGAUGAAUAAGUGGAGCGUCCCACUGUACAGCAUGUACUUGAGGCGCGAGUGCCGGUACUCCGACCAGCGCGUGCUGACUGCGUGCUAGUCGCACCCGCCGGGUCCGCUCCCGCCUCAUCACUGCUCCUGAUCGCUCCUCUGUGCUCUCUUUGUACUCAAAAAUGCCAGCGCUCCGGUUGCUGGGGCGAAAAUGGCUGGCAGCCUCAGACGAUCUCGUGUUUCCAAGCAUAUUCGAACUAUUAUUCAGAUUUGUCUGGCUAGUACUAAUAGCUCUAGUAGCGGAGGUCUUAUAUCCAGUCACAUGGCAGUGUCAGUCGGAAGGUUGGCAGGGCGGGGCGUUCGUGAGGUUGUAUCUCUGCGGGACCCUCGCGCUGCAGGCCGCACUCAUGCUGCUGUUGGCGGCCCUGGCUCUGCAGUCCGCACGAGGCACCAUCACAGACAUCGAUGCUAGGAAGAUGGUAUCACCACUGCUUCUUAUAAAAGUGCUGUUAGUAUUCCCAGAAACCGCCCUGAACGUCAUGGGUACCAUGUGGAUGUUCUGCGAAGUUAUACAAUGCUCCGUCGAAGACAAGUUCUCCAGCAUAGUCAUACAAAGUAUAGUCCUAUUCAACUGGGUGCAGCUAGGCCUGACGGUGUUCGGCCUUUUCAUGGUGUUCGAUCCCCUGGGCUCGGUGAACUAUGGCGACAUGCAAGACACGCCCAACCAGGUUCGACACCAUAGGAAGGUGACGGGAUUAUGGUCGAGAAGGUUCCGAUGGGCCUUCUGCUGGCUCAAGAGGGAUGAACAUGGAAAGGAAGCUUUUCAGCAAGUCGCAGCUCUACUCAGUGCCCUAUUCAGAUCAACGGACCUAGUACCAUCAGACGUGGUGGCCGGGUGCGUACUCCUCAGGGUGCGACAGAAGAGAGAAACGAGAGAAAUGAGGAGGAUCCAAAUGCUGAAUGAUGAAGAACCGAUAUAUACUACAGAUGUGAACAAGAUAUUCUCUGAAACCCCACCUUGGAUGAACUUGGAGGAUGCCUUACAUUACUUGAGGCUGUCGAUAGCAGCGUAUGGAUGGCCGUAUGUGCUGUAUCGGCACUGCUUCACUGGUUUUUGUAAACUGGCGAGGCAUUUGACUUGCUGUUGCUGUCGACCAAAGAACUCAAUAGUGACGGACGACAACUGCUGCCUGUGCAACUUCGCGGGAGUCAAGUAUAUGUCGAACCUGGCUGCUGAUGAUAUCAUCUUCGCUUCUUUCAACAAUCGCGUCUUUGAACUACCAUUCUGCGUGAUAGCGGACCACGAGAGAGAAAGCAUAGUGGUUGCCGUGAGGGGUUCCAUCUCACUGAGAGAUAUCUUCACGGACUUCACUGCUGGAUCAGAGCGGUUCGAAGCUGAGGGUCUGCCAGAAGACACAGCAGCUCACAAGGGCAUGUCGAUGGGCGCCGCGAAGAUGUUGAAACGCCUCCUGCCUGUACUGGACCGUGCAUUCUCGCAAUUCCCACAUUACGACCUCGUACUCACUGGUCACAGUCUCGGUGCUGGAGUAGCAGUAUUAGUAGCUUUAAAACUAAGGCCGAGGUAUCCGCACCUCAAAGUGUUCGCAUUUUCAACACCAGCGGGUCUAAUAAGCCGGGAAGCGGCGCGGUUCACCGAAUCGUUCGUGAUGACGGUGGGCGUUGGUGACGACUUGGUGAUGAGACUCUCCGUGCACAGCAUCGAGAACCUCAGGACCAAAAUCAUACAGACCAUUCACGCCACCAAAUUGCCUAAGUACCGGAUAAUGCUGAACGGCUUCGGCUACGCGUUGUUCGGCGUCCCCGCGCGGGACCUGGAGUCGACAUGGCGGCGACCCGAACAGCUAGAAGCCCAGCAUUCAGACGACUCCGCCGACGCGCUACUGGUCCAUAGCGUGUCCACAGUGAGUGCUGAAGCAGCGUUAGUUUCGCGUGACGUGUUCGCGAGGCGGUUUUCUUCAGCGAGACUCUUCACCCCGGGGCGGAUACUGCACAUCGUGCGACGCAAGCGCAUGGGAAUCGAAAAGAAAGUGCGCACGACCGAGCCCACAUACGAGAUGAGGUGGGCGUGUCCCGAGGACUUCAUGGAGCUACAAGUAAUGCCUCGUAUGUUACUCGACCAUCUACCUGAGAACGUUCACCGCACUAUUCGCACGGUACUAGACGAGAAGCAUCGCUACAGACACACGCAUACCGUGUAGACUGGACACAACUUGUACCCAGGUACAACAACGUAGAUAGAACAUAGAACUGCAAUUGUGACAAACGGUUAACCGUGCUAGCUAUUGUGAAGAAGAUCUGACUAGGAAAAAGUGAUUAGAUUUUAAAACUGAUGAUGCAAGAUUUCAAAGUGCUACAAAAGUGAUAGACCUUUCCAGGUCUUUCAACCGUGACAAAGAUAUCAAUUUUAAACUAAGAAACAAUGGAACAAAUUAUGAUAAAUACUAAGAAUUGCUUGAAUGAUAAUAUGAUGCGUUAUAUGGUCUUGCAUUGCCUGACCAGAUAAUAGUUUUUCUUCUGACUUUGAGAGGAUAGCAGCAGCUGCAUAGAGAGCAAGGAUGCUUUUAUUUAGUAGGUAUUUUGGAACGAAACUUGCCAAUGCUAUUUGCCUUUUUAUAUGUUUACUUUUUUUUUCGAUGUCAAUUUAAUUUUGUAGGCAAGUUCGAGAUCAUUCGAAGAAGUAUAUAAUUAUGAGUUAAAGAUAUAUAAAUCAAACAUACUCGAUUAAAAUAUCAACAUAAUAAUACUGAUAUUAUCGAAGAAAAAAUAUAAGAUUACUUCAAAGAAAUUGCCAACUAUGACACUAUUUCAGAAAAUCUUUUUUUACUAUUUGUUUUUAUUUUUCUGAGCUAUAUUACAUGACAAUGUGAUUUUAUUUAAUUGUUCCUAAGCCUAACGUGACUCAGAUGCCUAUCUCUACGAAUCUUUUGUACAUAUGUACCUUAAAAUUACUCAGAAUUUCAAUUUAAUUGAUAUUGAACAAAUUGACAGAACCAGUGUCAAAAUUAACUUC
This is a messenger RNA of Helicoverpa zea (corn earworm), 3314 nucleotides long. RefSeq names its product diacylglycerol lipase-beta (gene inaE). Gene Ontology annotation, biological process: lipid metabolic process. Lineage: Eukaryota; Metazoa; Arthropoda; Insecta; Lepidoptera; Noctuidae. The transcript is spliced from 14 exons. The record is from RefSeq and is a predicted model, not a curated record. The coding region runs from base 466 to 2502 and encodes 678 amino acids.